Messenger RNA from Coccinella septempunctata (seven-spotted ladybird), 1177 nucleotides. It is a transcript of the gene REG, whose product is annotated as proteasome activator complex subunit 3. Gene Ontology annotation, biological process: regulation of G1/S transition of mitotic cell cycle; positive regulation of endopeptidase activity; regulation of proteasomal protein catabolic process. Gene Ontology annotation, molecular function: endopeptidase activator activity. The transcript has 4 exons. The record is from RefSeq and is a predicted model, not a curated record. Bases 348 to 1079 code for a protein of 243 amino acids. Gene Ontology annotation, cellular component: cytoplasm; proteasome activator complex; nucleoplasm. Lineage: Eukaryota; Metazoa; Arthropoda; Insecta; Coleoptera; Coccinellidae.
UGUCGAUGUGAAGGUCGAUCUUUUUCUUUCAGUUUUCCAUACGUAUUUUACGAGGUGUUUCUUCACAUUCUUUGAUAUAACAGCAAAUAUCGGUCUAUAUCAAAAUUGAUUCGGCUUAUUUUUUCCCUCACGAGUUGAAAUGUGUUUAUUUUAAGUGGAAAUUGAGAAAUUCAAGAUAUUCUUUUUCAGUUUUUUUCAAGAAAAAAAUUAAAUCUGACAACUAAGCUUAUAACUCACUUCAUGCCGUGGUAAAGCACAAUUUAAAAGGUUAAGUUCAACCAACAUAUUUCUCAUUUUUGAUUAUUUCCGACAAUUCCUCCAUUUCAUCAGAUAUCUUCGUUGAAAAAAUGGCAAAUGCAACAAAGGUACAAGAAUACAAAGAUAGUGUGAUAAAACAAGCUGAGGAAUUGGUUAUGCAUGGCUUUCCCGAAACAAUCGUCAAAUUAAAUAACUUACUGGACACCCCAAGUUUUAAAAACAGAAAGUUUGAUGAAGUACAUCAAAGUUUGAACAUAGCUGUACCAGAUCCUAUCGUUCUUAAUAGCCAUACCGACUUGCCGCCAGCAAAAAAAACGAAAUAUGAUAAUUGCUUUUCUCAAGACGGCACUAAAGUUUGCAUACUGCCUACAGGUUCAGUUCCGACAAACAAACAUCUUGUUGAAUUAGUUGAAAGUGUGAAACCUCAUAUUAGAAAACUUGUAGAGGAUUCCAACUUGAUGAAAAUGUGGAUAUCCUUUAUGAUCCCAAAGAUAGAAGACGGCAACAAUUUCGGAGUUUCUAUUCAAGAGGAUACUUUGGCUGAAGUUCAAUCAGUUGAAUCUGAAGCUGCAGCCUUCUUCGACCAGAUUUCUAGAUAUUUCAUCUCUCGAGGAAAGCUGAUCUCCAAGGUUGCAAAGUACCCUCAUAUUGAAGAUUAUCGUCGAGCUGUUGAGGAAUUGGACCAGAAAGAAUAUCUAAGUCUUUGGCUGACCAUGUCAGAAAUCCGAAACAGGUACUGCUCAUUGCAUGAUAUCGUUGUGAAGAAUUUGGAUAAAAUUAAGAAACCUCGGUCAAAUAACGCAUCUGAAUCCUUGUAUUGAUCGAUAGAGAAAAUAAACUGCAUCUUCAUUUCUUUGUAUUGGUUAUUACAACACAUUUUUUUAUAAAAUAUUUUCUAAAUAAAAUAAAUUAUGAUUUU